UUUGACUUUGAAACAUGGCUGCAGCUGCUGUUGUAAACACAGCCGGUGUACUCUGAAUGUGUGCUCUGCGGACAUUUUCUGUCUCAUUAUUCUAUAUUUUCUCAGAAGACUGUGGUUUAUAGAGUUGAGCGGACAUGUCUGAUAAGGAGGCCGGUAAAGCGAGCGAGGCUCCCGCUGAGAAAGGCUACAAGACUCCCGGGCUGAGAGGCGCACAGACUACCACUCUGUUCAGAGCUGUCAACCCUGAACUCUUCAUCAAGCCUAAUAAACCAAUGAUGGCGUUUGGACUGAUCACCAUCACCUUGUGUGUGGGUUACCUGGGCUACAUGCACGCAAUGAAAGAGAACGACCAGCAGAUUUAUGAGGCCAUCAACAGUGAAGGAGAGAGAUACACGAGGAGGAAGACUUCUAAAUGGGACUGAUGGCAGAGUGUUGUGUUAUAGACUGAGCGUUUGUAUGUUUGUGAUGACAGAGUGAAUUAAAACCUGACUGGACUGAAACAAAGACA
This is a messenger RNA of Scomber japonicus (chub mackerel), 508 nucleotides long. It is a transcript of the gene smim8, whose product is annotated as small integral membrane protein 8. The coding region runs from base 135 to 422 and encodes 95 amino acids. Lineage: Eukaryota; Metazoa; Chordata; Actinopteri; Scombriformes; Scombridae. The transcript is spliced from 2 exons. The record is from RefSeq and is a predicted model, not a curated record.